Messenger RNA from Mycotypha africana, 1112 nucleotides. RefSeq lists its product as uncharacterized. Lineage: Eukaryota; Fungi; Mucoromycota; Mucoromycetes; Mucorales; Mycotyphaceae. The transcript has a single exon. Bases 6 to 992 code for a protein of 328 amino acids. The record is from RefSeq and is a predicted model, not a curated record.
CUUCAAUGUUGCCUUCUUCGUCUUCAAUGUUGCCUUCCUCGUCUUCAAUGUUGCCUUCCUCGUCUGUCACGUUGAUUUCUUCUUCGUCUGCCGCGUUGCCUACUUCUUCCUCUUCGCGCUUCUCCUACACCUCUUCUGCCUCUGCUUCUUCUUCUUCAACAUCAGCAACAGCUUCACCCACUCCUUCUCAUCCUGUAGAUCCAUCGCCCAAGAAGAACAAUGCUGGUACCAUCGCUGGUGCCGUCGUAGGCGGUGUAGUAGGAUUAGCGCUUAUUGGUGCGGCACUCGCCUUUUUGUACCGUAGACAUAAAAGGCAUAAUAAGCCUAUCAAAAAUGAAAUGGCAACAGCACCUACACCAUCAGCAUCUGUAAAACCCAUGAAUAAUGACUAUAUGAUAGAUGCCGAUGCUACCGACAACGAUUUCCUGACUCGCCAUCAACAACAAACGGGUUAUCCUUCUGUAGCUGCUGCAGGUGCCGGUGCUGCUUUGGGCGCUGCUGGUUCAGCCACCAACGACGAUGCAUUAGCAUCGCCUUACUAUGCCCCUGCCACCUAUCCUACUGAACAUGGCGUUGCCUAUGCCACCGAUAAUAACUAUUAUGCGCCUGCGGACGGCAAUGGUUAUUAUGAUGGUCAACAACCGCAUCAGUAUGUCAAUGACGACUAUUACAACAACAAUUAUUAUGCUAACGAAGGCUACCCUAAUGAUACAAAUUAUAACGAUCAUUCGCUUUAUCCUAUGCCUGUGCCAGGCAAUGAGAACAAUUACAGUGACAGUCAUCGGUAUGAAACUGCCCCCUCUCCUCAUGAACGUUAUUAUGGUUAUCCUCAGCAACAACAACAACAGCAACAUUUCAUGAGUAGUAAUCAAUCGGAAGCUGGAUACCUGUCUCAUGCGUCAGGAUCAGCCAUGACGGAUAAUCUUGGUAACAAGCCCAAUGUUAAAGAUGACGACAAUGGAGCUUUUACUACAAAGCCUAACGCACUCUAAACUACAAUGAAGGCAUGCAUAUAUACACUCAUAUAUAGGUUAUAUGCGGUGUGUAUAUCUCUUUAGACUUUUUUUUUUUAUUACUUUUUAAAUUAAUCUUUUAUUAUUUUUUGUACUUUU